GGCCUCUCUUUCUUUUUUUCUUCUCGUUCGCGUGAUGUGCUUUAAUGUCUCCCUCUCAUCGUGCCUGUGAUUAUGUGACUGUUUGAUGAUUGUGACCAUGCAUCAGCAAUACCAGCGAGAGUAGAGGAAAGGAAAGGAAAGGAAAGGAAAGGAAAGGAGGAUUGUCGACUGUCGACUGUCGAUUGUCCCUAUAUUGGAAAUUCCGUUGGCUUGGCUUUCGAGCAUCUGCCUUUUACCCGUAUUCCCUCCCUCCACCCUUCCUGCAUCUCCUCCCCUUCUCCCCUUCUCCCCUUCUGCCCUUCCACUCUUCACCAUCACAUCACAUACACACACACACACAUACUUCGUACACACACACACAUAUAUCCGUUGUUGUUUUAUGAUCCGCCAAGCGUUACUAUGCAUGGCCUGGCCAAUCCCUUCUCCUGCUUCUGUUCAUUCCAUCUACUACUACCAUUCGAGCCAUAGUCAGAACAUACCUUUCUCCCACGGCGACUAAUCAUCGUUAUACGAGAGAGAUUCGUUUGGUCAUUGGACAUUUUUCUCGUUUCCCUUUUCCGUUUUCCAUUUUCUUUUGCUCGAUUCUCUAUUGACUUUGAUUUUUAUGUUGUUAUCUACCUCUCUCCAAUAUCAUCGAAGUCUUCUUCAUCAAGGGGCAACUCCACAAUACGAUAUCCCUUAAAGGCCAACCAUCCAUCUGGCCAAUUCUUUCGUGCACAUCGGGCAUCACCACAAGAUUGAGGGGGAAAAGAGGGAAGACCAAAAUCAAAACCAGAGGAAAUUACCCACGGCAAGAGAAACUGCAAAUGAUGCCGCCUGUUCGAAACUGCUGCGAGAAAGAAUUGUCACGUAUAUUGCUAUCGCAUCUAUUCUAAUCAUCUGGCAACAUCUCUCGUUGUUGAAUAUCGCCAAAGUUCAUCUAUCAAAAAGAAAAAGUCGACCUACGAUCCCAUUUCACACACUCACUCACUCAUUCAACCCAUCACUCAACCCAAUCUCAGAUCUCAGAUCUCAAAUUUGCUCAAUCGAAAUACAUUCAUUUUAACUUGCGUUACAUCCAAAUCAUAAACGCUAAUUCACUCCUUCAUUUUACUGGUACGAUUCAAUUCAAUUCAAUUCAAUUCAGUUCGCUUCCGGGCCGUUCAAUACACAUUCGAUACGGUACAAUACCGUUUGUCAUACCUAUACUUUUUCUCAACGACUUCGCUCUUUCGACUUUCCACUUUCCACUUUCGACUCUCCAACCUUGGGACAUUUCGUUCGCACACGGCCCGUCACCAUCUCCUUACAUUAUCGCAUACAUUCGAACCCACAUCUGCCAGCUCCAGACCCAACAUUUUACGAGAACUUUGACUGCGCCUCCUCCUCGUUCACUAACAUCUCUCAAACGUUUGAUGUUCCCUGGAUCACCUCUACUGCAGCCACAACGUCUUCUCUCCUGUGAAUCAACAAUACACUACCAACAAAAGAUCGCCCAUUGAUUAUAAAAUAUCACACAAUAUUUCUGGAAAUUAUCUGCCAACUCAUGGGAAGGAUAGAACCACUUGGACAUAGGAAGUCAUCCACCAACCGGCGAUAUGGCUAACAGACCCAAUUUCAUUGACCUCCGGUCACAAUCGUAUGGAGCAAUGGGUACUGGCAGUAAUGGUUUGCCGUCCCCAUCACUGCGCUCAUUGCCCUCCCCCCGUUUACACGUAGCUGGAGAUAUUCCACCCGAACUUUCACCCUUGGAUGCAUUCGCGGCGCAAAGUCGACUCUUGGCUAGACAGUUAAAUGAGAGUACAAAUGGAGGAAAGCGCAUAAGCCGUUUGCCUCCACUUACAAUCGCGAACUCUCUCGGCCAAUCUCGACUCGGAAGUUUACGAUCUGCGUCUGCCGAAAGACUUGCAGAUUCCCCUCUGGCCCAGUUGUCUCCUACAGAAUCUCCUGCUUCUGCUGGCCCGGGACAACAGAGAACAGAGGUCGAGGCACCUAUAUUCAGACCAAUUUCGGUACAUCCUGAAGUGGGAAAGAUUCCAGAUACUCCAGCAUUCGAUGUAAUUCCCGAGAAGGAAGAAGGAUUUCGAGGCAGAAGGCCACCUCCAAGCCCGACUCCGAGGGAACAACAGAGCAUGUUUGGAGCUAGGAGGGAUCUUUCGCCAGCGUCUAUAGAGCAAGAUCCUCGACAACUUCAAAAGAGACCUGGAAGGUCGCCAUCUGAUGCUCCGUAUCGGGGACGUUUAUCUCCACAGCCAUCUCGUUCGCCUUCCGCUCCACAUCAGGGGCGUAAUAAUCUCAGACCAGAGCGUUCUCCUUCUGCUCCUCACAAUGGACCGGGAAGAUCACCCAGACCGGGACGUUCACCAUCUGGCCCUCACAAUAACCGGGCACUUAGGCCUGAACGUUCGCCAUCUGCUCCUCAGCAACGCAUGGUUAGACCAGGUAGAUCUCCUUCAGACGGUCCAUAUAGAGGACCACAGUCACCCAGACCUGGUCGAUCUCCUUCCGAUGCCCCAUCUCGACCUAGCCAGGAUUCUAUGCGCCAGCGAGCACUUAGAGGACCCGAUGGCUCUUUAGCUGUAGGCGGUUACGGUCCGAGAGCUUUGGCACCACCACGAGCACCAUUCGCGCAAAGAGCUCCUAGUGCCAGAUCUAUGUCAAUGGAGAGCUCAGAUGAUGACCACUCAUUAUCACACGAUUCUCCUCAGCGCAAACUUUCUUCAACCAGUGCCAUGUCAAGCACACCCAACUCUCCUUCUUUCAACUCCUCGGUGCCACGAUCUCCAUCUGUGAGCUCCGACUAUUCUGUAGAUCAUACACACCUACCCAGACCUGCAUUCAACUUUUCUCGGCCAAUUAGUAGGUCUAGUAAUCACCCAAUGGAAGACAAACCAAUGAUACCUUCCCGACAGGCAUCUUCUGACAGCCAGCCUUCAUUUAUUCUUACGGAUGAUACUGCCCAUACUCCUGUAAGUAUGCAUAGUGAAGGAUUUCCGGAUCACAACCUUCUUGGCGAUGGAGCUGCACCAUCUUAUGUAUACUCGACGUUUAAUCUCCCUAGAGGUAAGAUGUUACAAAGAAAUUCGGCAAUUUUCCAAGAAGGUCAACCGCAAGCUCAAUUUGUCUUUGAGCAACAGCCCCCUGCCUUUCUGGGCAAUAAUCAAACUAUUGAAGGCGGGCCCCCGCCAUCACCUCCAUCUCGACCAUCAACUUCUUCCAGACCAGAUAUCUCACAUUUACGUCCUUCCUUAGAACCGGGCUCUGAACCUACUACAUUGGCUGAAAGAGGUCGAAGCUUAACAGACCCUAGUCAUCUUCCAUCACCAUUCGACGCGCCUCCUACCUUACACAAAGAUAAAGCGAAAAAGGACAACCGCGCACCAUCUAUUGCCUCUUCGAAUACUACAAUAAAAGCUCGAUCGCAACAUUCACUAGCUCCAUCGGCUGAAAUGUCUGGAGAAGAACAUGUUGCGAAAGCUAUUGAGUAUCAUGAAGAUGGGUCUCUAACUAAAUCCACCUAUCAUCUGCGUCUUGCGGCCAGGCAGAAUCAUCCUACGGGUAUGCUUCUUUAUGCACUCGCUUGUAGACAUGGUUGGGGUAUGCGACCUAAUCAGAGAGAAGGUGUAGCUUGGUUGAGAAAAGCUGCGGAUUCGGCUAGCCUCGAAGUUGCUGAUGAUGAAGAUACGGCGAAGGAUGGAAAAGCUGUUGAUGUGUUGGAAAGGAAAACUAGAAAGGCGCAAUUCGCGCUUAGUAUUUAUGAAUUGGGAGUCAGUCAUAUGAACGGUUGGGGUAUCGAACAGGAUAAGGUUCUUGCAUUGAGGUGUUUUGAGAUUGCUGGAUCUUGGGGUGAUGGCGAUGCUUUAGCCGAAGCGGGAUUUUGUUACGCCCAGGGAGUGGGGUGUAAAAAGGACCUCAAGAAGAGUGCCAAGUUUUAUCGGGCAGCGGAGAGUAAGGGGAUUAGUAUGAUUGGCAAUAGUUGGAUCUACAAAUCCAAAUACAAUGAUGAUGGAAAAGACGAUGUCAGUAGUUCGCCGAAUGGAAAGAAGGGGGGAAAGGACGGUCAUAAGAGACAUCUUUUCGGGAGGACUAAGUGAGGUUUAUGGAAAGACAUGAAGUGCUAGUGGAGCUUAGUGUGAAUACUGUUGAUACUUAGGGAAGGGCUUCCAUGGAAGCAAGAUAAAUAUUUGAGGGGUUUUCUUUGAGUUCUUUUUUUUUCUUCGUCAUCUUCUUUCAAGCAUUUCUUGUGUCUUUUUUUUCUGCUUCUUCAGGGCGGAGAAAAGUGAAAAUACCUAGGGAAAAGGGGAUUGUUGGCACAUUAAUGAUUCUGUUUUACUUGUUCGUGUUUCGUUUUUUUUUUAUGUAAGGCGUUCACAUACCAUUUCUAGUAGUCUGCUUCAUCAUAUGGGCGGGCUGGGCGUUUGGGUUGGGUUAGGAAUUUUUUCA
Messenger RNA from Botrytis cinerea B05.10, 4422 nucleotides. It is a transcript of the gene Bcdsf2, whose product is annotated as Bcdsf2. The transcript is spliced from 3 exons. The record is from RefSeq and is a predicted model, not a curated record. The coding region runs from base 1578 to 4073 and encodes 831 amino acids. Gene Ontology annotation, molecular function: protein binding. Lineage: Eukaryota; Fungi; Ascomycota; Leotiomycetes; Helotiales; Sclerotiniaceae.